AAUCUGAAAGUGAAAAUGGUCUCUGUGACGUCGGGGGUAAUUCCGCAAGAUAAACUGCAGGUUGGUGCAAACUGGAGACCAAACGACGCCCAGGACGGGACAGGUAACCGAAACUUUCAGGGAACAGAACCAAAACAGCAGGCAACCAGCAGUAUCAGGAUGGGUCGACUCUACCAAGUGGUGGUGACCGGGUUCAAAGGAGAAAGGAUGACGGUGGAUCUAUGCAACACCGACGAACAGAUGAGGAGCAUGACCGUGGAGCAACUCAAGAACAAGAUCGCAGUCAAACUCCCCCCAAACACGGAACCGGAGCGCAUAAGUUUGAUUUUCGCAGACGAACGGUUAGAUGUAGACUCCAAACUUUUGUCGGACUACGGGAUCCAGCACAUGUCUGUGAUCCAGCUGGUUCUGCAAGUGGACGGAGGACUGUCCCUUUAAACUGGACCGUGUUCCCGCCGCUCCCCGGUUCCUGACCUACGCACUUUGAUAUCCCUCCUCAUUGUUUACUUGUUUACUGUUUAUGUUCAUAAUGUAGCACAUAAUGUAACACAUAUGUGUUUUAUCCAGCCUUAAUAAAUGUGUUAUGUUACCAUA
This is a messenger RNA of Periophthalmus magnuspinnatus, 594 nucleotides long. RefSeq lists its product as uncharacterized. The transcript has 2 exons. The record is from RefSeq and is a predicted model, not a curated record. Bases 16 to 438 code for a protein of 140 amino acids. Gene Ontology annotation, molecular function: protein binding. NCBI's taxonomy places the organism in Eukaryota, Metazoa, Chordata, Actinopteri, Gobiiformes, Gobiidae.